This is a messenger RNA of Sphaeroforma arctica JP610, 217 nucleotides long. RefSeq lists its product as hypothetical. The record is from RefSeq and is a predicted model, not a curated record. NCBI's taxonomy places the organism in Eukaryota, Ichthyosporea, Ichthyophonida. The annotation marks the transcript as partial. The transcript has a single exon.
UGUUGUAAGCGAAACCGAGGUAGUACAGGAAACCGCUGUUGUAAGUGAAACUGAUGUAAUAUCUGAUGUUGUAAGCGAAACCGAUAUAGUAACUGAUGUAGCGACAGAAACAGCAGAGGAGACUGAGACUGACAUGAUUUCUGAGUCCGUUGAGAACGAUGUAGGGGCAGUUGCACCGGUCCCAGUACCCUUCAAUCCUUUCGAAAAUUUCAACUAG